AUGUCCCCCACCCCAUGGACCCCAAAUCAAUACCCUCCCGCUCGUCGAUCCGAUCAUGUCGAUGUAUACAAAAGCGAAGCUAAAGGUCAAGUACAUGUCUCUGAUCCUUAUCAAUGGUUGGAAAAACACUCAGAAGAAACUGAUAAAUGGACAACGGCCCAAGAAGCUUUCACAAGAGCUUACCUGGACAAAAAUCCUGACCGACUGAAAUUAGAGGAAGAAAUUAGGUUGAACACAGACUAUGCAAAGUUUUCUGCUCCUUCUCUAAAGGAAGAUGGCCGAUGGUACUGGUACUACAACAGCGGGCUACAGGCACAGUCAGUGCUCUAUCGAUCCAAGGACAAAGCACUUCCCAGCUUUUCUGACAACAGUGGUUCUGGUGGCGAAGUGUUUUUUGACCCAAAUCUCUUGUCGACGGAUGGUACCGCAGCUCUUGCUGCUACCGCAUUUUCUCAUUGCGGAAAAUAUUUUGCUUAUGGUAUCUCGCUUUCGGGUAGUGACUUUUUCACUAUUUAUGUGCGCUCAACUAGCGAACCCCUGGCCACAGUAAAUGGCGAGCGUCCCGACCAUCACGCAACCCGACUUGCAGAAGAAAUUCGCUUUGUCAAAUUCUCCGACAUCGCUUGGACACACGAUUCGAAAGGAUUCUUUUAUCAGCGUUACCCAGGCAGAGAUUCGCAUGGUCUUGCGACAGAAGAUAAGGCUGGAACAGAAACCACUGACGAUAGGAACGCCAUGCUCUACUACCAUCAUAUCGGGACACAGCAGUCGGAGGAUAUUCUGGUCAUUAAGGACGCAGAACAUCCGGAAUGGAUGUGGGGCGCCUCUGUGUCGGAGGUUGAUGGGAGAUAUCUCGUGCUCUACGUCUCUCGUGAUACAGCUAAGAAAAACUUGUUAUGGGUGACCGAUUUAAAAGAGAAUCAGAUUGGUCAAAACAUGAAGUGGGACAAACUCAUAGACGAGUUUGAAGCAGAAUAUGGCCUUAUUGCUAACGAUGCGACCAAAUUUUUUCUUCUUACCAACAAGGACGCACCUCAAUACCAGGUCGUAACUGUAGACCUGGCAGAUAAAACGCGAGAGCAAAAAGUUCUCAUACCCGAACAGAAGGAUGCAUCGUUAGAUGAUAUAAGAGCAGUCAACAACGACACUUUCGUAGUGGUGUAUAAACGCAACGUGAAGGACGAAGUAUAUCUCUACUCUAUGGAGGGAAAACUUCUUUCUCGGCUGGCGCCUGAUUUUGUCGGUGCUGCAUCCAUUGCUGGCAAGAGGACGAAGUCAAACUUUUUCGUUACAAUGACAGGUUUCACCAAUCCCGGGAUCGUAGCUCAGUACGACUUUGGGGAGUCAAACGAGAGCGAUAGGUGGUCUACUUACAGAACAACACUGCUAAAAGGUAUAGUGCCAGAGGAGUUCUCUGCCGAACAGGUCUGGUACGAGGGAAAGGACGGCACCAGGAUUCCCAUGUUCAUUGUGCGACAUGAAUCCACAAAACUGGAUGGGACGGCUCCUGCUAUCCAAUAUGGUUAUGGCGGCUUUAGUAUCUCAAUCGACCCCUUCUUCAGCCCUGCAAUCUUGACCUUCUUAAAAAGAUACGGUGCUAUUCUUGCAGUGCCUAACAUCCGCGGUGGUGGAGAAUUUGGUGAAGACUGGCAUGUUGCUGGAACAAGAGAGCAGAAGAUCAAUGUGUUCAACGAUUUCAUUGCUGCGACAGAGUACCUCGUGAAACACAAAUAUGCGGCAGCUGGGAAGGUUGCAAUUAACGGUGGAUCUAAUGGAGGGCUCCUCGUGGCUGCAUGUGUCAAUAUCGCACCUGAAGGCACUUUCGGGGCCAGCGUUGCAGAAGUAGGUGUAUUAGAUCUCCUGAAGUUUGCCGAUUUCACGAUCGGGAAAGCAUGGACAGCUGAUUACGGUGAUCCCCACGACCCACAUGAUUUUGAUUUUAUUCAUCCCAUUUCCCCACUGCACAAUAUUCCGAGCAGCAAGGUUCUUCCACCCCUGCUUUUGAUGACAGCGGACCACGAUGACCGUGUAGUUCCACUGCAUUCGUUCAAACAUGCUGCUACUCUUCAACACACGUUACCUCAUAACCCUCACCCUCUUCUGAUUCGGAUCGAUAAGAAGGCAGGCCACGGUGCUGGCAAGGCAACUGAAAAAAGAAUACAAGACGCAGCUGAUAAAUGGGGCUUUGUGGUGCAAAAUCUUGGGCUCGAACCGCGCACUCAAAAGUAG
This is a messenger RNA of Serpula lacrymans var. lacrymans S7.9, 2229 nucleotides long. RefSeq lists its product as uncharacterized. Gene Ontology annotation, molecular function: serine-type endopeptidase activity; oligopeptidase activity. NCBI's taxonomy places the organism in Eukaryota, Fungi, Basidiomycota, Agaricomycetes, Boletales, Serpulaceae. Gene Ontology annotation, biological process: proteolysis. The transcript is spliced from 19 exons. The coding region runs from base 1 to 2229 and encodes 742 amino acids. Gene Ontology annotation, cellular component: cytosol. The record is from RefSeq and is a predicted model, not a curated record.